Messenger RNA from Heterocephalus glaber (naked mole-rat), 2000 nucleotides. Lineage: Eukaryota; Metazoa; Chordata; Mammalia; Rodentia; Bathyergidae. The record is from RefSeq and is a predicted model, not a curated record.
AUGGCCAGUGGAGGUGGAGGUAAGGAGGCUGAGGCAGAAAGUAUCUACGUCGCCUGUGAAAAUCUUGCAGCCAGAUUGACAGUAGAGCCUGGCAUUUGGUGGCUGGAGACGUGGACUGUCAGGAGCACCAGUAGGCUGGUCAGGAUGGCCGAGAGUGGAAAGCAGUCACUGGGGCCAGGAAUCCAAGGACACUGUGCAGAGCCGUGGCCACAGUGUGGAAGGUGGAGUGGCCACACGCAGGGCCAAAAGUUCGGCUUAAUUGGAGACAGGUGGAAGCUCAGGUCCGCUCUGCACCGGGUUGGCUGUGAUCUCUUUCACUUGGAGCCUCCAAACCUCACGGGCCCCAUGACACCCUGGGGUCACCACGCAAACAGUGGAGUGUUGACCCUCAGCGGAAGCGUCUCAGAUCGCACCCAUAAGAACCUCUCCCCUCGUCUGCGCAGCGACGUGGCGGUGGGCGCGCUGCGGGGCUUGCCAGUGGCCGGAGGAGGCGAGAGUAGCCAUAGCGAGGACGAUGGCUGGGAGACUGGGUAUCUGGACGAGGCGUGUCAGAAAUUACAAAGGGCAUUUCCCACUGAAGAAAAGAGUGAAAUGUUCAAGGAGGCAUUGACUACCGGAGAUACUUCCUUAGUAGAGGAGCUUCUAGAUUCUGGUAUCGACAUAGAGUCUAUCUUUUGUUAUGGAUGGACUCCUCUUACGUAUGCUGCUAGUGUUGCCAACAUAGAACUGGUUCGGGUCCUUUUGGACAGAGGUGCUAAUGCAAGCUUUAAUAAAGAUAAGCAGACUAUUUUGAUAACUGCAUGUUCUGCUCAUGGCUCAGAGGGACAAAUCUUGAAGUGCGUAGAUCUAUUACUUUCAAGAAAUGCUGAUCCAAAUGUUGCUUGUAGGAGACUUAUGACUCCAAUCAUGUAUGCUGCACGUGAUGGUCACCCUCAGGUUGUUGCUCUCCUUGUUGUUCAUGGAGCAGACAUUAAUGCCCAGGAUGAGAACGGUUACACUGCUUUAACAUGGGCAGCACAUCAGGGUCAUAAAAAUGUAGUUUUGAAGUUACUCGAACUUGGAGCUAAUAAAAUGCUACAAACCAAAGAUGGAAAAACACCAAGUGAGGUUGCAAAAAGAAAUAAACAUCUUGAGAUCUUCAACUUUCUUUCUUUGACUUUGAAUCCAUUGGAAGGAAAGCUUCCACAGCUAACUAAAGAAGAGACUAUUUGUAAACUACUGAGAGCAGAUUCUGAUAAAGAAAAGGAUCACAUAUUUGGUUCAUAUACAGCAUUUGGAGACCUGGAGAUAUUUUUGCAUCGUCUUGGACUGGAACAUAUGACAGACUUACUAAAGGAAAAGGAUAUAACUUUAAGACACUUUUUGACCAUGAAAAAAGAUGAGUUUACAGAGAAUGGAAUUAGCAGUAAAGAUCAGCAAAAAAUUAUAGCUGCUCUUAAAGAAUUGGAGGUAGGAGAGAUAAAUUAUGCAGAGUUACCUGAAGUGGCAAAGUUGGAAAUCAGUGGUGAUGAGUUCCUCAACUUUCUUCUAAUUAAACAGUGUGGCCAUUUAAUAACAGCUGUACAGAAUAUCAUUACUGAGUUACCUGUAAAUUCUCACAAGAUAGUACUAGAAUGGGUUUCUCCCCAGAAUUUCACUUCAGUUUGUAAAGAACUGGUUAGUAAUGUUGAAGCUUUGAGUGAAGAGGUCUGCAAAUUGAAAGACUUAAUUCAGAAGUUGCAAAAUGAAUGAGAAAAUGAUCCAACUCAUAUACCAUUAAUGGAGGAAAUAUCUACAUGGAAGAGUAGAAUUUUGAAGAGCACAGCUAUUACAGUAUGCGGAUUUGGGCUGCUUCUUUUUGUUUGCAAGAUGACUUUCCAAAGAAAAUAACCCUAAUAUUUACGUUAUGUAGGUACAUCCUAUUUAAACUGCCCUAGCAUUGCUGUUAGUCUUUAGUGGCACAGCAUAACUUUAAAUUCUUUGCUCAUACUCCACAGGAAAACUUAGGAUAAAAUAAAGCA